This is a messenger RNA of Brugia malayi, 285 nucleotides long. RefSeq lists its product as uncharacterized. The record is from RefSeq and is a predicted model, not a curated record. The coding region runs from base 1 to 285 and encodes 94 amino acids. The transcript has 2 exons. NCBI's taxonomy places the organism in Eukaryota, Metazoa, Nematoda, Chromadorea, Rhabditida, Onchocercidae.
AUGGGUAAACAUUUACGUCGAUUUCGAUUAGAUGGUCGAUUCCGAUCAUUUUGGAAAUAUUGUCAAGCUGAUGCAGCUGUAACUUCAUCACAGUCCUAUGCAUAUGCUAAAAAUAGUCAACGAAAAAUGGCUUCACGUACAGCAGUAAGAAGUUAUCCAACAUACACAGAGAACUCGUUGGGGAAAUCAGUAUUGGAAUAUUUGCGCACAGAUAGCGUUCCAGUUCUAAACUUUAAACAGUCAUUUUCAACGCUUCGACGAUUUAAGCGACGAAAUUUGGGUUAG